Messenger RNA from Neolamprologus brichardi, 349 nucleotides. The record is from RefSeq and is a predicted model, not a curated record. Lineage: Eukaryota; Metazoa; Chordata; Actinopteri; Cichliformes; Cichlidae.
AUCCCUAAUUUCCUCAUGAGCCAGGUGCGUAGGCUGAACGAGAACAGCAACCGGCGUUACCAGUUAUACGAUCGUCGCUUCAAGAACCUGCUGAGAAAGAUUCACACGGACAGCAGGGAAAAACCGGAGAAAAACUCCGAGCCACAUCGUACAGUGAAAAUCCAGGUUGGAGAACUGGAAAGCAGCACGAUGGAUUAUCAGCUUAACUUAAAUUCAAGAGCCUCCGACCUUCUCGCCCAGUUUUACCGCCAGUUCCUCAGAAGCCCUGAAAAUGGAAAAGGCAAAAUGCGCAGGAACGGCUCGGUGGCGCAUUCCGACUGCGCCCUGUACGAAGUGGGCGGGAAUAUCG